Messenger RNA from Eptesicus fuscus (big brown bat), 1284 nucleotides. It is a transcript of the gene DUSP26, whose product is annotated as dual specificity phosphatase 26. Gene Ontology annotation, biological process: negative regulation of MAPK cascade; protein dephosphorylation. The transcript is spliced from 4 exons. The record is from RefSeq and is a predicted model, not a curated record. Gene Ontology annotation, molecular function: protein tyrosine/serine/threonine phosphatase activity; MAP kinase phosphatase activity. Gene Ontology annotation, cellular component: cytoplasm. Bases 243 to 878 code for a protein of 211 amino acids. NCBI's taxonomy places the organism in Eukaryota, Metazoa, Chordata, Mammalia, Chiroptera, Vespertilionidae.
UGUGAGCGCUGCUUCGACGCGCGUGUCAUGGCUUAAAAAUAGCUGCUCGGCGGCCCAGCGGUCGUGCCGAGGCGGCCGAGGCGACGGCAACAACAGGGGAGUCAUGGCCCAGGGGCUGCGGGCGCCUGCGAUCGGCCUCCGGGACUGAGACCCCGCGGCUCAGAGAGCAACAGCUACCUGGAGACUGAGCCGGCUUCGCAGCGGCCACCCGGGCAGCAGCGCUGCGGUUUCUGGCCUCUAAGAUGUGUCCUGGGAACUGGCUCUGGGCCUCCAUGACUUUCAUGGCCCGCUUCUCCCGGAGUAGCUCCAGGUCUCCUGUCCGCACCAGAAGGGCCUUGGAGGAGAUGCCCACUGUUCAACAUCCCUUCCUCAAUGUCUUCGAGUUAGAGAGGCUUCUCUACACAGGCAAGACAGCCUGUAACCACGCGGACGAGGUCUGGCCGGGCCUCUACCUCGGAGACCAGGACAUAGCUAACAACCACCGUGAGCUGCGGCGCCUGGGCAUCACCCACGUCCUCAAUGCCUCACACAGCAGGUGGCGAGGCACACACGAGGCCUACGAGGGGCUGGGCAUCCGCUACCUGGGUGUCGAGGCCCAUGACUCGCCAGCCUUUGACAUGAGCAUCCACUUCCAGACAGCUGCCGACUUCAUCCACCGGGCGCUGAGCCUGCCUGGAGGGAAGAUCCUGGUGCACUGUGCCGUGGGAGUGAGCCGAUCCGCCACGCUGGUGCUGGCCUACCUCAUGCUGUACCACCACCUCACCCUCGUGGAGGCCAUCAAGAAGGUCAAGGACCACCGAGGCAUCAUCCCCAACCGGGGCUUCUUGAGACAGCUCCUCGCCCUGGACCGCAGGCUGCGGCAGGGUCUGGAGGCCUGAGGGGUGGGGAAGGGAGUUCGGGCCAGGCCCGUGGGUCCCUGGCUCCCAGCUGGAGAGAGGAGGCCCAGUGACAGGUAUGGGGAGGCCCAGAGACCCCAUCCUCUCCUAUAGGCAGGAGAGUGAGAGGGCUGGAGCGUGGUCCCACCAUUGCUGUUUGUCUUGAUGGGGUGGGGAGUGAGGGUCAGGGUGUGAUGGACACCCAGGAGGGAGCUGACCAGGGAAGGAAGCAGCUAGGCUGUAGGCCGAAGUCGGUCCUGGGAUUCAGACCCCGUUGGAUUCCAGCCAGGGCGCCCCCAGUGACUCAGAGCCCCUUCCCCCCUUUGUGCCCAGGUGUUCCCCUUUCUCGCUUGUCAAAACAAAAGGGUCCUCUCUGUCCUGCGCUGGUGCAGGGAAUCUGAAUGUGAUG